This is a messenger RNA of Durio zibethinus, 1226 nucleotides long. The record is from RefSeq and is a predicted model, not a curated record. Lineage: Eukaryota; Viridiplantae; Streptophyta; Magnoliopsida; Malvales; Malvaceae.
UUGUUCAUCAUACAGUGUCUGUAGGUAGCAUGUGUACUGAUAUUUUAUGCCUGUAACCGUUUUAUUAAUUUUUUUUUUUUCAUUUACACAGUUUCAAAACCUCCAGCUUCAGUCCCACCUGGAUUUUCAGCUCCUAGUAAGGCAGCUCCUCCAGGGUUUUCAACUUCUGGAAUUAUGCACCUGGCUCUUGAUAGUGCUGCAAGUCAUUUGCUACAAACUUCUGAACCUCAAAUUAAAAAUAUUGGCUGCUCUGGAGAUGUUGAAUUCGUUGACCCUGCAAUACGUGAAGUUGGUAAAGGAGUUAUGGUUACUGGGUACAAUAAACCAGGCUUUGGCACAAGGACAUCAGCUCAACUGCAAAGCAGUUUUGACCAUGAUGCAAGGCUUCAGCUGCUGAUGCAACAAUCGCUUUAUGCACAUCAGAGCCUGCUAUUCCAAGAUCACUCAUGGAAUAGAAUCUCUCAGCCUGAUGAUGCUUACAGCAGGUCACCUAUGCUUCUGGGUCAAUCCCCAGCAUAUAAUCCUUUUUCAUUCCCACAAUCAACGAUCCAACAGUUGAGAAAUGCUCAUAUGUCAAAUUACCAUAGGGGUAGCUGGAAUGAAGAUAGGGGUUUUAACGACCUGAGACUGCAAGAAUUACUAAAGAAUGAGGGUUUGGGAUUUAACAAACUUACUCCUAGUUUUGAGGAUCUGAGGUGUCAAGUUUCCAGUUCCAGCAAUCUAUAUAACAGAGGUUUUGCCAUGUGAGCAGUGGACUGUAGUUUGCUGUUGUAUACUCAAAUGCAGAAAGAGUUGAACAGUUUGGAGGGAUUGGCGGUUGUGGACUUCUUCUUUGUAGCGAGCCAAGGGUGCAUUCUGGAGCUUGCUGCGGGUGGAUUUUUGUUGUGCUUAAAUAAGAGGUACACCUGUAGGACAAACCAGCAUUCAAACCUUAAACCCUUUCGGGUAAACCUGGGCCACUGGUCUCAACCGUGCAACUCUGGCAGUUUUGGGAAUCUGAUUGAUGACUAGUGUACGCAGAGAGGAAUAUCACAGAUACACAGUUGAAAAGGAGAAUUCAAAGUGACUUUUGGCAACGACAUUCCUAUUCGAGUCCUUCCAUCAAUUCAUCCAUCCAAUUUCAACACAAACCCACUGUCCCCAAUGGAGCCAGCCCAUGGUCGCAGUAGUAGCUAGCUUGUAGGGGUCAAGUUCUAGUCUAUUAUCCUAUAUGAACCAUUUCGACA